Molecule: messenger RNA, 3890 nt
Organism: Capra hircus (goat)
Lineage: Eukaryota; Metazoa; Chordata; Mammalia; Artiodactyla; Bovidae
Gene: COL4A6
Product: collagen type IV alpha 6 chain
Cellular component (GO): basement membrane; collagen trimer
Molecular function (GO): extracellular matrix structural constituent
Source: RefSeq, a predicted model, not a curated record
GACAUCCUGGAAAGAAAGGUCCAAGAGGCGAGAUAGGUCUCCCUGCGUCAGCUGGAAAGAGAGGCCUGCCUGGGCUGAAAGGGCUUCCGGGACCACCAGGGCCAAUUGGCUUCCUGGGAAACUCAGGCUUGCCAGGGGCUACUGGGUUGCCAGGGCUGCCAGGUCUGAAGGGUGAGAAGGGGUCUGUUGGACUGACAGGUUUUCCAGGGAUUCCAGGUCUCCCUGGUAUUCCUGGAGCAAGUGGAUUAAAGGGAAUUCCUGGGUCGACAGGAAGAGUGGGGCCAUCUGGAUGGGCUGGUAGCCGUGGUGAAAAAGGAGACAGAGGUGACCCAGGCCCCUUUGGGAUACCCGGUCAUCGACCUCCAAUGCUAAACCUCCGCUUCAAAGGAGACAAAGGUUCUCAGGGCUCAGCUGGAGCCGUUGGAUUUCCCGGACCCAGAGGUGACAAAGGAGAGGCUGGCCACCCCGGGCCACCAGGCUUGCCUGGAGCUCCUGGCUUCCCCAGCCUCAUCAAGGGACUUAGUGGGAGACCAGGCCCCCCUGGCUCCACAGGACUACGGGGCUUACCUGGCCUGAAGGGACACCCUGGAAUCACAGGUUUUCCAGGAAUUCGAGGAGAAAGUGGUUCACAGGGUCUCAGUGGAGCUCCCGGGCUAUCAGGAGCAUCUGGUCUCCCAGGUUUAAAAGGAGAUCAAGGCCAGACACUUGGAAUUUCUGGUAGCCCAGGACCCAAGGGACAACCUGGGGAGCCUGGCUUCAAAGGUGUGAAAGGAAAAGACGGACCAGUUGGUGAUGUGGGUUUCCCAGGAAACAAAGGUGAAGAUGGGAAAGCUGGUAUUUCUGGAGACGUUGGCCUUCCUGGCUCCCUAGGACUCCCCGGAGUUGCAGGCAUGAGAGGAAAUCCAGGGCUUCCAGGUUCUCCAGGCCACUCAGGGGCAACUGGGCCCCUGGGUCCCCCUGGCCUAAUAGGAACCAAAGGUUUCCCUGGACUUCCAGGUUUACAUGGACUGAAUGGGCUUCCAGGAACCAAGGGGACCCGUGGAACUCCAGGACCUAGUAUAACUGGUGUGCCUGGGCCAGCUGGCUUGCCUGGUCCCAAAGGGGAAAAAGGUUCUCCAGGAGUUGGCAUCGGAGCCCCAGGAAAGCCAGGUAUAAGAGGACCCAAAGGUAGUCAAGGUUUUCCAGGUCUCCAGGGCGCCGUUGGUCUCCCCGGUGCACUGGGCCUCUCCUUGCCUUCAGUCAUAGAAGGACAGCCUGGCGACCCUGGGCGACCAGGCCUAGAUGGAGAACGAGGCCGCCCAGGCCCCCCUGGACCCCCAGGCCCCCCUGGGCCCUCCUCAGAUCAAGGCGACCCUGGAGACCCUGGCUUCCCUGGAAUUCCUGGCCCUCAAGGGCCCAAAGGAGACCAAGGAAUUCCAGGUUUCUCCGGCCUCCCUGGAGAGCUAGGAUUGAAAGGCAUGAGAGGUGAGCCUGGCUUCAUGGGGACUCCAGGCAAGGUUGGACCACCUGGAGACCCAGGACUUCCCGGGAUGAAGGGGAAGGCGGGGCCAAGAGGCUUAUCCGGCCCUCGAGGUGCUCCUGGACACACACCCAUUGCAGAAGCCAUCCAGGCUCCCCCUGGACCCAUGGGCCUUCCAGGCAUUGAUGGCAUCCCUGGCCUCAUGGGAGACCCCGGAGUCCAAGGACCUGUGGGCCUACAAGGAUCUAAAGGUUUACCUGGCAUCCCUGGCAAAGAUGGCACCAAUGGACUCCCUGGCCCACCUGGGGCUCUUGGUGAUCCUGGUCUCCCUGGACUACAAGGCCCUCCAGGAUUUGAAGGAGCUCCAGGGAAGCCGGGCCCCUUCGGGAGGGCUGGAGUGCCUGGGCAGAGCCUGAGAGUGGGCUACACCUUGGUGAAGCACAGCCAGUCAGAACAGGUGCCCCUGUGCCCCAGCGGCAUGAGCCAGCUCUGGGUGGGUUACAGCCUGCUAUUUGUGGAGGGGCAAGAGAAAGCCCACAACCAGGACCUGGGGUUUGCUGGCUCCUGCCUGCCCCGCUUCAGCACCAUGCCAUUCAUCUACUGCAAUGUGAAUGAAGUGUGCCACUAUGCCCGACGGAACGACAAGUCCUACUGGCUCUCCACCACUGCCCCUAUCCCUAUGAUGCCUGUCGGCCAGACACAGAUCCCCCAGUACAUCAGCCGCUGCUCUGUGUGUGAGGCGCCCUCGCAAGCCAUUGCUGUGCACAGCCAGGACAUCACCAUCCCACAGUGCCCCCUGGGCUGGCGCAGUCUGUGGAUUGGGUACUCCUUCCUCAUGCACACAGCCGCCGGUGCAGAGGGCGGGGGCCAGUCCCUGGUCUCUCCUGGAUCCUGCCUAGAGGAUUUCCGGGCUACUCCUUUCAUCGAGUGCAGUGGUGCCCGGGGCACCUGCCACUACUUUGCCAACAAAUAUAGUUUCUGGCUGACAACAGUGGAAGAGAGGCAGCAGUUUGGGGAGGAGCCUGUAUCUGAGACGCUGAAAGCCGGACAGCUCCACACCCGGGUCAGCCGCUGCCAGGUGUGUAUGAAAAGCGUGUAGGGUGGCACCUGCCACUCUGCCCCUUGCCCUCCCUUCCUGCACACAACGGUCACCUCACAAACCCGAAUGGUCUGAAGAAGAAAGGCCUAAGCCCUUUGGCCCAUCUGUCAAGCUGUACCUUGGAGUCUCGUUUGGCCUGGACUACUGGACCUUGAUCACUCCCACCCUCAGGCCCCCUGGGUGAGCCCACCCUGCUGAGGUCUGCUGUCCCAUUUCAGUCAACCUGGUGCUACAAUUCGGUUUGGAUGUGUGCGUGAUUCUUCAUGGCUACCUCAGAAAGACCGCUAGGCCACCACUUUCUUAGAAUGCUCGCUUUCCUCACCAUCUUGAUCAGAAAGCUCUUCAUGACAGCUAAGGAGUCAUUUCUCUAUGUCCAGAGGUCACCACACAUUAUUUGGCUUAAACUAGAGCCCAGUGUUUCCACACAGAAAAAAUUUUCUCUGGUUCAGCAUUAUGGAUGGAUGGAGCCUGCACAGGGCAAACUCUCACUCUUCACGGAGACAGAAUGAGGUGCUAGCCAGUAACCUGGGGUGAGCUUUGACUCCUUCGACAGUAAGCACGACUGUGCUGGAAGGCCAGCUGCCAAGAGGGGCUCAUCAACUUCAUAUGGUCAUAGACAAAUCAAUUCCUCCUUGUCAGCUCCCUCCCCAGCCACAGGCACCAGACUUGGCCUGAUGCAGAGUAAAGCAGAGGAUGUACCAAAUGGGGUCAGACCCAUAAAGGGAAAUGAGAACUGCCGCCCUUUCUCCUGGGCUGGGGGUAGAGAGGAGGAUGGGUAAGGAGGUGUGAAUUUUGCUUUUGACUCCAGGAACAAAAAGGCAAAUCCCUUGCCCCAAUUUCUCAGAAGCCCUUGUUUAUUCCAAAUGCCAUCCAGAUGUGUGCAAUGUGGCAAAUCAACACUGCAGUGCUGGUUGCUUUGCAUUUUUGAGGCUGUGAGAGACUUGCCAGUAAAAUUUCCAUCCAAUUGCUGUUUCAUAGGUAGCCUGUUAAACCAUUUUGAUGUUUUUUUAAGCCUCAUAAAAAUCUAGCACACUGCUCUCUUUAACAGUUAGCAGACCCAAAGCAAGCCUGGACAGAUUAUAAACUAUAUCGUAUUCUGUUUAGGAAGAUUAUUUUAACCAUUUCCUUUAAUUAUCAGUUUCCCAGAACACUUAGCUAUGUUGACAUGAGGCAAUUCCUUCCAGGUGAUUCUGUUUCCUUAAAUAUUAUAUAAACUGUGCCAACACACACAAAGCAUAAUCAGUAUAAUCCAAACUAUUGUUACCUUCACCUCUUGAGUAAUAAGCAUGGUGUCAACUUUGUACAUUGCAAAUAAAAGGAAUUCAAUGUGAA